ACAGAGGAAACGCCAGCAGCCAGCAGCCAACACACACACAAAAAUGAUUUCACGCCGCAAGAUCAUAUCGCGUUCGCUGGACAAUUUGGAUGCCAUUGGGCAAGAUGAGCAGGAGGAAGACGUCUGGCACGAUCGCGAGAAACUCUUCAGGGAUCACAUCAAUGAGGUUUUGGCCAAGUGGGAGCAAAUCGACGAUGAGAUCUGGGCCAAGAUUAUUGUCUUUGAGAAGAAUCGACGCGUGGCCAAGGCCUAUGCCCGCUCCUCUGUGAUAACCAUAAACGGAUCCAAGAACGGCUUCGACGGUGUGCGCAUUGGGCUGAAUGGCUUCGAGAAUCCCAUGCGCGACUCCGAGACGAAGGUCAUCAAGAAGUCAAUUGGCGAUGGCUUCAAGGUCAAAAUGGACGAAAUAGGCAACAUAUUCAUCAAGCGUUAUGGCAAGAGCAACAUCUUCGUGAACAACACAUCGGGGGGCAACGAGGAGACGGUCAUUGGCGGUGACAUUAUGCAGAUGCCGCAGAUGGCCCUCAGCGGCGGCACCUCGGCCAAGCUGUUCGACAUGAAGAAGUUCCAGACGAACAUUAAUCGAGAGUUUGCUCGCACCUAUCCGGAGCGGGGCAGGCUGGAGCGCCAGUGCCUGUCGGCGGUGUCGCUGGUCAAGUCAAACAAUAAUCUAAUCAACACUCCAGUCUGGAUACUCGUGGUCAAUGUGGUGGCCAUGGACAUGCUGCGGAGUCGCCUGCAGACGAUGCCCAAGUCGCUGGACGCGCUCGGCAUGCGGGUGCCGCUGACGCAGAGCAGCGAGGAUCCCUACUCGACGAUCGAGAGCCAGGUGGGCCUCAUCUAUCCAACGCCCGCCGCAUCCGAUGACUCGCAGAACUCGCAGCACUCGAGCCACAGCAGCAAGGGGCGCCGCAGCGUGUUCAGUGCCGCCUUCCUCAACGAGGGUCCCUACAUGCCCAAGCCGGACUACGAGGCUGGUGGAUCGCUGACACCCAUCUAUGCGGACAAGAAGCGGCAGAAGAGCAGCGCGCAGCAGCGCAAGAAGCAGGACGAUCCCUACUACUGCGGCCUCCUGGCGCGCAUUCCCAACUUCAUCAAGUCCUCGAAGCAGCCGUGCAGCGGUGCCAGCAAGCCCAAGAAGGAGCCGAAGAUCUCACGCAAGAUCUCGGCCCAGCAUCAGCAGCAGUUCCUGCAGCCGCCACAGCCCAUACCCAUAGCCACCUUCCACCACUCGUACUUCCCCUACAAGCUCUAUCCGCCACAGCAUCGUCUCUCGCAGUCGCAGAUGUCGCUCUGGGAUGCCCGCAGUCUGAUCAGCGCACAUGAAUGACCAACACGGAUGGCCCCUAAUUUAUUCAACGUGUAGCAUUAGUUUUACGAAUAUUUAGUCAAAGUUUAUGAUAUAAAAAUGAUCGGUGGAAUGCAUUUCGCUCAGUUUUGUGAUAAAUGAUGCGAAAUGCAGCCAUUUACUACAGAUUUAACAGCAGUUUACUUUUAGGGAACCAGAGAGAUUUAAUGAUUAUGCAAUUUGUAAUAACUAAUUAAAAUUUUGCCAUAGUUUUUUAAAUCGUUUAAGACUGAGAGCAUGUCCUAGAGCACAAUUAAGCGCGAGAGACGGAAUAGCCAGAUGGGAAUGAGAAUGAGAAUGUCAUAAUGUCAUAAGCAAGUAAAUUUGCUACUUAAGGCAAGUCCAAUUUAUUGUUUCUUUUUUAUUAUUUUGCUGUACAUAAAUUUCAUAUGUA
Drosophila subobscura is the source of this 1742-nucleotide messenger RNA. RefSeq lists its product as uncharacterized. The transcript is spliced from 5 exons. Bases 44 to 1330 code for a protein of 428 amino acids. The record is from RefSeq and is a predicted model, not a curated record. Gene Ontology annotation, molecular function: protein binding. Gene Ontology annotation, biological process: regulation of DNA-templated transcription. NCBI's taxonomy places the organism in Eukaryota, Metazoa, Arthropoda, Insecta, Diptera, Drosophilidae.